CUCUCCUCCUCUCGCUCUCUCGUUCGCUCUCUCCCUUUUGUGAGUUAUAGCAACCGUUGCCUUGUGAAUCAAGCGCCAUAGUCACCGUAGUCCUGGCGACUGUUACCCAUCAACAACAACGGCUCCUUUCCUCCUUCACCACCAUCACCACCUCCUCCUGCUGCUGCUGCUCCUCCUCACCCCCAGCCUCACCCCCAUCCUCAUCAUCACCCACAACAACAACCUCCAGCAGCAAGAGCAACACCAUCACCACUACCACAGCCCUCCACAGCCCAGCAACAAGAAUGCAGACAUCAGAGACUGGGUCGGAUACAGGUUCGACGGUUACUUUGCAGACGUCCGUAGCUAGCCAAGCAGCUGUACCUACCCAGGUGGUACAGCAGUUACCAGUACAACAACAGGUUCAACAAGUACAAACUGUGCAACAAGUGCAACAUGUAUAUCCAGCCCAGGUGCAGUAUGUGGAGGGAAGUGACACGGUCUACACAAAUGGAGCUAUACGAACAACAACGUAUCCUUACACAGAAACUCAGAUGUACAGCCAAAACACUGGGGGGAAUUACUUUGAUACCCAAGGAAGUUCUGCGCAGGUGACCACAGUAGUCUCUUCUCAUAGUAUGGUGGGCACUGGAGGCCUUCAGAUGGGUGUCACAGGAGGACAGCUCAUCAGCAGCACUGGAGGUACCUACCUGAUUGGCAAUUCAAUGGAAAACUCUGGCCAUUCUGUUACUCACACAACACGAGCAUCCCCUGCUACAAUUGAAAUGGCGAUUGAGACACUGCAAAAGUCUGAUGGUCUGUCCACUCACAGAAGCUCUCUUCUCAACAGCCAUCUUCAAUGGCUUUUAGACAACUAUGAAACAGCAGAAGGGGUGAGCCUUCCCAGAAGCACUCUCUACAACCAUUACCUGCGACACUGUCAGGAGCAUAAAUUGGACCCUGUCAAUGCUGCUUCUUUUGGAAAACUAAUACGGUCAAUUUUCAUGGGCCUACGGACCAGAAGAUUGGGAACCAGGGGGAAUUCCAAAUAUCAUUACUAUGGGAUUCGUGUCAAGCCAGACUCUCCUCUUAAUCGACUACAAGAGGACAUGCAAUAUAUGGCUAUGAGACAACAACCCAUGCAGCAGAAACAAAGGUACAAACCUAUGCAGAAAGUGGAUGGAGUCUCAGAUGGUUUUACAACAAGUGGUCAGCAAACAGGCACAUCUGUUGAACAAACUGUGAUAGCUCAAAGUCAGCAUCAUCAACAAUUUUUAGAUGCAUCUCGAGCACUUCCAGAGUUUGGAGAAGUUGAAAUCUCUUCGCUGCCAGAUGGUACUACUUUUGAGGAUAUUAAGUCUUUACAGAGUCUCUAUCGAGAACACUGUGAGGCAAUAUUGGAUGUUGUAGUGAACCUUCAGUUUAGCCUAAUAGAAAAAUUGUGGCAGACUUUUUGGCGCUAUUCUCCCUCAACCACAACUGAUGGCACUACUAUCACUGAGCCAAGCAAUCUGAGUGAAAUAGAAAGUCGACUUCCGAAAGCAAAGCUGAUAACUCUGUGCAAAAAUGAGUCAAUUCUGAAAUGGAUGUGUAACUGUGACCAUGUGAUGUACCAGGCUUUGGUGGAGAUUCUCAUUCCUGACGUCCUUAGACCUAUUCCUAGUGCCUUGACCCAAGCCAUUCGCAAUUUUGCAAAAAGCCUUGAAGGUUGGCUUUCCAAUGCCAUGAACAAUAUUCCCCAGAGAAUGAUUCAAACCAAGGUUGCCGCUGUAAGUGCCUUUGCUCAGACUCUGCGAAGAUACACAUCUCUUAAUCAUCUGGCUCAGGCAGCCCGAGCUGUCUUGCAAAACACUUCUCAGAUUAACCAGAUGCUCAAUGACCUCAAUCGUGUUGAUUUUGCCAAUGUCCAGGAGCAGGCUUCCUGGGUGUGCCAGUGUGAUGACAACAUGGUACAACGGUUAGAAACAGAUUUCAAGAUGACUCUUCAGCAGCAGAGCACUCUGGAGCAGUGGGCUGCCUGGCUUGACAAUGUAAUGAUGCAAGCACUGAAACCAUAUGAAGGAAGACCUAGUUUUCCUAAAGCAGCACGCCAAUUUCUGUUAAAGUGGUCUUUCUACAGCUCAAUGGUGAUUCGAGAUUUAACUCUACGCAGUGCUGCUAGCUUUGGUUCUUUUCAUCUGAUCCGUCUGUUAUAUGAUGAAUAUAUGUUUUACUUAGUUGAACAUCGAGUUGCUCAAGCCACAGGAGAGACACCUAUUGCAGUCAUGGGAGAGUUUGGUGAUUUAAAUGCUGCGUCUCCUGGGACCAUGGACAAAGAUGAAGGCAGUGAAGUUGAAAGUGAAAUAGAUGAAGAGCUGGAUGACUCUGGAGAACCUCAAGCCAAGCGAGAGAAGACUGAAAUUAGCCAGGCCUUUCAGGUGGGCUGCCUGCAACCGGUACUUGAGACUGGAGUACAGCAGAACCUUUUGAACCCUCUUCACAAUGAGCACAUUGUCACAGCUACUCAAACGAUCAGACAGUGUAGUGCGACUGGAAAUACAUAUACUGCGGUCUAACAAAUAUUUAAAGUUCUUUUUUCAGAUUGUAUUAGCCCUCUUGAUGUUGGGCAUAUCAUAGGGGAUGGAAGGGAUGCAAAAAAAAAAAAAAGAUUUCUGAAAGUCGACUAUUGUCAAAUUUUAUCUGUACUUUUGCUGGAGUUGUGAAAUGGAAUGGGUCUAUGUAUUUGGUCAGAUUUGGGGUGGGGUGGGGAAGGUAAAUACAAUCAUUUUACACUGGCCGCUUAAUAUAAAAAAAUUUGUUAGUUUCAAAAGUCAAGAAGCAUUUUUGCGAAGAUUAAUGUUAAUGUUUUUGUCCUCUUUAUAAUUAAAAGUAAUUUAAUUUUUUUCAUAGUUUUUACAAAAUAUUUUAAUGUUAACUGUUAGUCAUGGUGAUUUCGUAUAAAUAGGAUUUUUAAUUAAUUGCACUCUGAAAUAUCAAGAAUUUUCCUCUUUGAUUUACACUGGAGGUACGCUCGUUUGAUAGCAGCUGCGUUAGAAUUAUUAUUAAAAGGCAGCUUUCGUUGGAGAAAACUGGAAAAUAACUAUUUUGAUACAUUUCAGAGUGCUCAACAGAUAUAUUGGAAGAUUUAUUAUAAUUCUAGAGAACAUAGAUUGUCUUCUUUCUCAGAGGAAGAGUGAUUCUCACUGUUUGCAGGAUAAAUGAGAGCUCUGAUAGCACAUGGUAAUGUGUACUUAAUAAAGGUACAGAUGAUACCAUUAUGGACAAUUCAAGCUUCCUUAAAUCAGUUUCAAAUUUUGGGAUACUAGCUCCUCUCUCAUAAGACUACUGAUUUCAGGUACAUUCUGCCCAAAAACUGACUCUGUGCAAACCUCCAUUCAUUUUAAUUAGAGUUUUACAAGAUUAGUAUCUUCGAUUUCCAGUGAGAAUGUGACCAUCUUUGAAUGAGUGGAGGUCAUGUUACAGAAGCAUUUACUGGGUUCUGCACCUCAUAUACAUAUGGGACCACUACCCAGAUGCUUUCUGCUCUUCAGUGGGGACGUUGGCUACUGAAGUUUUUUUUUUAAAAAGCAUCUUGAUUCCUUCUUUAAAGUGUAUGUGCUACUUAUGCUGAACUGGACAUGCAGGAAAUCAUUCCUUUCAGAUGACUUUUUAAUUCUAUGUCCUUUUCCUCAUGAUAGUUCAACCUGCUGCUCUUGUUAAAGAUAGUUUAUAGGAUGCAAGGAAUGUAGCAACCUGCAUUGUAAUUUUGCUCAGAAUAAUUCCUGGUUCUUAAGUGGAUUUCAUUUUAUAUAAAAUGUUUUAAAGGCAGUGAAACUGGCACAUGUCACUUGUACUUAUUUCCCAAUUGCGUAGAAUUUGAAUAGGUGGCUAGAUGGACCAUUGCCAUUUAAGAAUGUACAUCAGGGAUCAUUGUACCUCGGCUAUUACAUGGUGCCUUAAACAGAACUGAAGCUAAGAUUUUCUUGUUAAUAACUCUUACAUUGAUUCAACAAAGUGUGCCUGUCUUCUUUCUUUCUUCUUUCUUCCCCUCUUUCCUUCAGAUUCCCUAAACAGUAAGGGCAGGUUACAUACUUCAGAUAUCAAGAUUUUUUUAAAAAAGAAAAUUAGAUAUACUAUCCCUCUUAGAGUGACAGCCUUUUUCUUUCUUAUUUAUAGCUGAACUUCACUUUAUUACUAAUCAGAUGUUCUGGGGUGGGGUGGGAUUGGGGGAAAACGGUGGAAAACAAACUAGCUUUAACAGUGUCAAAGGUCAACAGAAUAGAUUAGCUAAUUCCCAGACAAGAAUUUAUAUACUUAUAUAUAAAUAUAUAUGCAUAUAUAUAUAUUUCUAAACCCUUAUCUACUUUUAAUUUCAAAAAGUAACGUAAGCAACAUUUUUAAAAAAGCAGCGUAUAGUUUCAAUAGUGCAUAUGGUGAUGGGGGGGUCAGUCUGCUAUUUUAUUUAAUGGUUCAUUCAUAGUAUAUGUUGUUUCCCUUUUAUUCUCAUGAAGCUGUUCUAGUUAGAAUGCAUUACACAUUUUAUUGGUUUAAAAGACAUGUGAUUUUCCUUAGUUUGACCAAAACAAACCAAAAAUGAAGGAAAGCACAAAGAAGAUUUACAGGUUUUAUAGCAAGACCUAUAUAAAAUAUUAGUGUCUUGUUUAUUGUUUGUUUGAAAGACAAUUUUCAAGAUUAUCACCAAAUGCUUGAACAGCAGGUGGAAUUUUUGAUAUAUUUUUAGUAUACAGGUUGCAUCCUUGAUUUUACGUAUAUCAAGAAUACCUAAAUAUUUACUAUUUUUUUUUAUUUGACUAUUUCUACUUCAAAACUAAGCUUUAAGAAUUGCUUAGAAUUGCAAAAUUGGGCCGAACUAGGUAUUGUGCCUAGUAAUUCCUGCCAUUUGGUUAAACAUGCUGAUACAUUUCAUUAUAAUUUUGUUCUUUCUGCUAUUGGAAUAUGUUCUUAUUUUUCCCCAUCAAAAUCCAUCACAUCUACACCCCACACCAAUUUUUUAAAAACUAAGCUGUGAUAGUUCCUCCCUCUCAUUGUGCAUUAUGAAAUGUUUACACUUAAAUACAGUAAAAUUAAAUGUAGAAACAAAGAAACACUUUUCAGCAUCUUUUUUGAGUGUCUAUUAAAGUUCUAUGUUAAAUAUGAUUUAUUUACUGAUACUAUCCUUCAUGGAUGACAAACCUGUGUUUCUGUAUCACUAUCUUCUUUUGUCCUGAAUACUGGAAUUUGUUCAUGCAGAAAAAUGAAAAUGAUGCAAAUUUACUUUUCUGAGAGAGACAGGGCUAUAAAUUUUUAUGAUAGAUUUUCCAGACCACUCCCCUUCUAGUUGAUCACUGUAUUCAAUGUGCCAAAAAGAUUGAUAUUUAUUGUUAUCUAACAUCAUAUCCUGGAAUUCUGGUCUGCUGUGGACCAUACAGACAAUGAAACUUCACAACCUAUCAGUGUCCAAAAUAUAUUCCGAAAUGCUCCAAUAAGUCAGCAACACAGAUAACAAAAAAUAUUAGAAGAGCUUCUGUUAAUCAUGAAUCAGAAUAAUCAUUGUUCAUGUGCAUCUUUGUCCCUGAAUAUUUUUAAAAUAUUUUUUGUCUAGUAAGAAUUAUAAAUCAAAAUGGCCAACUGACUUGCAUUAUCUUCAGAAGCUCUUCAAUAUAAACCAGCUCACUUUAGAUAGCAUUCUGACACUGUACUACUUGUGCCUAUGUGUUAUAUACAUUUUUCAAAAUGAAAUGUAUGAGGGCUGGGAUUCAGAUAAUCCCAUGCAAAUGCCCUAGUGUUCUGUACAAAUACCAGGGCUUCCCCAAAUUUUUCUUCUCGUUGCAGCUUCUUUGUACUUGAUAUGCCAUGCCAGACAGUUUUCACUGAAGGUUCCGUAAAUGGUUUCACAUUAUGCCAUGAAUCCAGUAUGAUCUUAAUAAUCAAGGAAUAUGUACUCAUCAAAAAAAAAUGAGGAAUAGCUUAAUUGAAGCACUUUGGGGAACAUUGCAAGAAAAUGAACUAAUAAUAUUUGAGAACAAUUUGUCUUAAAAAGUUGUUUUAAAUACUAUUUUUUUAAAUUAAUUAAGACUUUUUGGCUCUUGAACAAGUAAUGCAGUGAUCAAUACUGAUAAUUCUAUUGAAAAUUUGUAUUCAGAAACGGGGCCCAGUUUUCAUAAUCUCUUCAGGAAUGCAAAAUCUUUGGUGCUGUCACCUUAAUCUUUUUGUCCUGUCCUGCAUUUUUUUUUCUUUGUACUUAUUUUUGUAUUAUGACAUGUAAUUAUAACAAUACUUUAGAAAUCAUUUAUCCAUUAAAAAAAUCUACAGUACUGCUGUGCAAUGUGACCACAUUUGGUUCACAAUGGAUGAUAGCAAUUGAAACAGUACUGAGGAUGUAUAGGUCUACAUAUAAUUUCUUUAAUUUAAAAACGAGGUAUUCACAAACAUUAGAAACACUUUUUUCAAAUGAUUUCUCAGCAAAAUAUGAAAUCAUUUCAUAGAUUUGACAGGCCAAAUAACACUAUGUAACACUUUGAGAACACUUAAUGCUGAUUUGUGAAAGCAGUACCAGUUUUUGAAAACUGGGCCCUCAUUCUUGCAUUACAGGUCAGUCUCUGUGUAUAUGGUUUAAAGGAAAAGGAAUUCUAGUAUUGUUGCUAGGUUAUUUGUUAGUGACUAAAAAAAACUGGAACAGAAGCAUAAAUUCAAUGCUUAGUUCUAGUAUUAGAACAUUCUUUUGAUGGUAAUGCCUUGAAUUAACCCUUUGAGCAUUGUAAGUAAAUAUAAUUGAUGUGAAUCUCUAAGAGUCUUGAGAUCAUUUGAGCGCACAAUGCCCGCUCCCCAGAACAGAUUCAGUAUAUAGGUCUGAUUUUCAAAGAAACCCAAGGAUUUGUGCUUCACCCAGAGACCACUGACUACCUCCCCUUCCAUAAAACAACAUAUUAUUUCCCUGUAUAAUCUGAAUGUAAAUGUGAACCAUCCUAGGCAUUAUCUAUUAAGGAUUCCUGUGUUUUGAUUUCCUUGCAAACACUCAGCAUUAAAUACUUUGAGGUAGGCAUCUGAGUUUAAUUUAUUCACUGCCAUUUUACCAGGAGUAGGGAACAUAUGCUUGUUCACAGGUAGCUGAGCCACAAUAUCUGACAUCCCUCACCAUUGGUCUGGAUGGCCAAAUGUGUGGGAGCUGUUGUGCAGCAACAUCUGGAAGCCCAAAGGAUUCCUUCCCCUAAUAUGUACUGCCUAUAAAAGCAAGUAUUUCUACCAUUAUAGGUUUUUUGAUCCAAGAUGUUGGCUUUGAAAACAUUUCACAAUUAAAUGUUUGUUUAAAAAUUAUUUCCAGGUAGUUGAGAAAUCAUUAGUUAGUGUCAAAAGAUGUAAAUAUAACCUGUAUGUCAAAGACUUGAACUUUGGAGUUAAACCAUUGUUAUCUACCACCAUCCACUGGAUGUUGCCAAGGACUGCAGUCUAAAGGACGUGUAUGUAUCCAUAGUCACAAAAUUGUCUGGACUUGGAAGUGAAUUAGAUACUCCAUUGCAAAACUCUCUGCAACUGAAAGGCAAGUUAUGUCUUGCCUUUCAAAUGGCAUGAGAACCUCUAGUAAGGUUCUCAUGCUAUUUGUGUGUACGCAGACAGGCUUACCACUACACAUGCAACUGUUGAAUCGUACUUUUAUUUUAGCAUAAUCUACCACUUCCAAGUUUAUUAUUGAACAUAGACAAGGAUGUUUUUAUGGAAUUCUAGAUUUAAGGCAGUGUUCGGGUUGAGAUAAGCCACAAGUGAUAUAGUGGAUUUUUAAAACAUAUAAGAAUUAGGCCUACAUCAAACCAUUUUCUAGAUCAGAUUUGGAGCCAACCAAGACAGAAACUGCCUACAAGUUAUGUAUGCUACCCCAAAUUAGGCUGAACAAAACUUCUGGUUUUGCUGCCUGCCCAGGAUUAUUGCAGUUGUGUAAAUUGACAAGUAGCAACUCCUAGAUCACAACUGUGCAUUUGAUUUGGUGGGUCUCAAGUUGUGUAAGUUUAGAAUGCAGAUGCUAUGGUACAGCAUUCAAGUGCAUUGAUCCCAAGCAGUUAACAGUAAACGAUCCAUGCUCCCGCUAUGUUUAUUUUAAAGACACUGGACAU
Thamnophis elegans (Western terrestrial garter snake) is the source of this 8063-nucleotide messenger RNA. It is a transcript of the gene RFX3, whose product is annotated as regulatory factor X3. Gene Ontology annotation, biological process: regulation of transcription by RNA polymerase II. The coding region runs from base 285 to 2534 and encodes 749 amino acids. The transcript is spliced from 17 exons. Gene Ontology annotation, cellular component: nucleus. The record is from RefSeq and is a predicted model, not a curated record. Gene Ontology annotation, molecular function: RNA polymerase II cis-regulatory region sequence-specific DNA binding; DNA-binding transcription factor activity, RNA polymerase II-specific. Lineage: Eukaryota; Metazoa; Chordata; Lepidosauria; Squamata; Natricidae.